Metarhizium album ARSEF 1941 is the source of this 1332-nucleotide messenger RNA. RefSeq lists its product as uncharacterized. The record is from RefSeq and is a predicted model, not a curated record. The transcript is spliced from 3 exons. The coding region runs from base 1 to 1332 and encodes 443 amino acids. Lineage: Eukaryota; Fungi; Ascomycota; Sordariomycetes; Hypocreales; Clavicipitaceae.
AUGGCUGCUGCUGCUCAGAGAACUGGUUCAAGACUCAGCCUGCAGCGCUGGGAGUGGUUUCGCAACGCUGCGGCGCGCGCUCCUGCUCUUACUUUUGCCAUCAUUUCUGCCCGCAAAGACAAGAAGCCAAUCAGUCGGACAUCAAGCUGGAGACCUCGACUCCAACCAAGAACGCCAGUCACAAUGCCUCGCCGUCGGAAAAUGAACAAACCGCAUGUUGUACCUCCAGAGUAUUUAAACAAUUGGGACUCACGCACUUGGUACUCACACAUUGAAUUCCCUCCUCCAUUCCCGAGUAACUCUUCUACGGUGGAAGCGAUUGCCACCUCUGUGAGCGUGGAACAGAUCGGCACCAACCAUACGGACCAUGUUGCUUCGCCCUACGAUGCCUCAGAACAGGGGCAACGAAUUACAGGACCGGAGGGCUUCACCGAUAUGACAUCCAACGUCCCGGUGGUCACGAUUCGUCCUCCCGCCGACGAGCCCCUACAGCGCCCACAAGAUCAUCCGCAGUCAAGAGUCCACCAAAGGACCCUCGCGUUAGUUGCCGAUCAUCCUGAUGUACUUAAUCGGAUGUGUGUCCGGUGCCGCCAGGACCCAGAAGCCUUGGCUCUGGAUCACAGGAAGCUUUACUUGGAUUCGCGUGAAGUUACAGACCAUCUUCUUGAACUAGCGGGACUGGAAGAGAAAAAGUGCGGCAACGAGUCAGACAGCCACAUAAAGUGGCAUGUCCUAUAUCGCCUUUCGAGUAUUAUCACUCUGAUGGAACGCAUGUCCGACUGCGACGUAUUGUCCGACUGCGACGUGUACUCACCCCCUUCCGCAUCGGAAGAUCAAGAUCCUGACUCGGAUAUGGCGAACACGUGCUUCGCUCAGACAAGGCUGUUGUUGAUGGUGGAGGCAGAGUCCUGCAUAGCAUCUUUCUGGGACAAAUUUGCAGCCCUGUGGGCAACGCAUGAGACUCACUCCAGGAUUCAGGCCAAUCAUUUCGUGGGAUUGCUUGCCAAGCUGUCAGAGGUUAUGGAACUUCUCAAAAUCGAGUAUGAACUCCACAAGGGCUCGGACUCCCGGAAACACUUUGAGCAGUGCUCAACGUGGGCUCAGGAGGCGCGGUUGUCAGGCAACCUCAACGUCCCAGAAGGCUCUUACCUCCCAGAAGACCCUUGCACCAGCCGACUGACUUGUGCGCUCGAGGGCACUGCCAACCCUUCACGUCUCUCAUGGGCCUUCAUCCCGCAAGGCGAGAUCGACCUGCCUCCGCCUGGGGAAUCCGAACCACUCCAAGGACUGGUCCCGGGAGUCCAGGUGUGGUAUAUGUUUCCAGAAAAUUAG